AUGCAGUUACGAGGUAUUGAUUACAUCUUAGGAAGGCUGCUGGUAGUGGCUAUUAUUGCAACUCUGGUCAACGCGCAGCCGCCCACGGCAGAUGCGUCAAUUGGAAAAGAUCGUUCACUGAGGCAGUCGUCAAUAAAAGCAGGAAGAAGUGUAGCAGUUAAACCAAAAUGGGGUUUCUUUGGAACCAUAUUUAAUGUGAUUUUGGAGCAAAUCAAUGACACAAAAAGUGCUUAUAAUCAAAUAUCUGAAUUGGUUAAUAAUCAAUUUGCUGAUGAUAAGGUGGUUACUACAACCCCGAGCAGUGGCAAUGGAACUACUCCAUCACCUAAGAUUACAAGACAAGAAUUUUUAAAUAUACUUGACAGGAAUCUAAAGGGUUUGGCGCGACUUCGUAAUUUGGAAUGGAGAGAAGCAAAGAAGACUUUACUUUUAGUGAUAUUAAAUUUUUUUGGGUCAUCAAGUUUUAGUAAAAGUAAGAUGUCUUCUCGGGGUCGUGGGUAUGGUGGUAGAGGUUAUGUGGGCCGCGGUGGAGGCUACAGAGGUUCAUAUCGCGGUAAUAGUCACCGAGGCAGCUAUGAUAACCGAGGAGGUCGAGGUGGCUAUUCUUCAUACGGCAGUGAAUCGCGGUACAAUUCUGGAAGCAGCAAUAGGUACUCAUCCAGCCGCGACCGAAUGGAUGACUCUUAUAAAAAAUCAUAUAGAGAAUCUGCAACUUAUUCAAAUCGAGAGUUUGUUAGCCGUUCUGGAUCGCCUGAGCGCAAAAGAAUGAGAAUGGAGGGCUCCUCGAGUGAAAGACGUAGCCAUGACGGCGGACACUAUGGCGGAUCGUACGGCGGUAGACAAGAGAGUUACGGUGGCGAGAGAAGGUCAUUCGGUGGGGAAGAUAGAAGACGAUCGCCGGCUCGCGAAAGCUUUCGCAAGUCUAGCGGCAUGGGGCCGCCGCGCGAGCCGGUGCGUCCUACCCCCCGUCUGCGUGCCCCUCGUCGCUCUUUUCGAGGACGCUCGUUACGAUCACGCGCCUCCUACCGCGGAGCCCCAAGAUCACGCGCCUCUUUCUCCAAUAGGCGCUAUUCGGAGGGGUCACAAACUUAUGCACGCGUGAUGAGAUCAAUCAAAGGUCGAAGCCCUGUAAAAUCAAAAGAAGAGGCCUCAUCGACGGAAGAAGACUGGGAAGCAGAGGAAAAGGAGGAAGUCAUGGAAGACACAAAGGAGUCAAAAAGCAAGUCACCAAAGCCUGAAGAAGACCAGUCGGAGGGAGAUGGAGAAAUUGAUGCUGGAGAAGAAACUGAGAAGGAAGAAGACGCGACAUCUGAUGCACCGGCCGCCAAACGCUACGUGCAACUGAUAUGCGUCCACUGUAAAGAGAAGUGUCCUAACUUUGGUGUAUAUGCAAAACAUUUAUUGUCACUGAAACACCGAGCAGCGAUGAGUGCGGUCGCGAGGCGCCACAAGGCGCAACUGCUAAGAAUGCGAGUGGCUCAGCGAGGAGCCCAACGGGAGUUGGAGGCCUCCGUUGGGGCUGAGCUAGCACCGCGAACGACCUUCUGCCUCGUGUGCAGAUUGAAUCACCGUACUACACGACACGCCCACAAUCUUACCGACACGCAUCGUGCUAUGAAGCGCUUCCUUACACCAUUCUGCCGAAUUUGCGGCAUCACAUUCCGCUCACCCAUGAUUUAUGAGCAUCACAUUUCUUCGAUUGAACAUCUAAAGAGAAAGGCUCUUCAGAGGGCUCGGCCUGCUGCUAGUCCAAAAGCGGAGCAAAGCGGCGAUGAAGCGAUGGAUGUGGAUUUGGACAAUUUCAUGACAUUAGAUUCUGUGGGAGAUGUUGACGAAGUAGAAGAUGAUGAUUCUGGAGCAGAAAAGAAAGAAGAGGAGAAGCCCAAGAAGGCAAAAGUAGAAAUUAAUAUUGGCAGUGAACACAUAAAGAAAAUUGAAGUCUGGUGGUGUAGUCUAUGCCGUACGUACCUGCCUCGCGCCGAAGCGGGUAGCACUGAGGAGGCUGAGGCGAUGCGUCGUCACUGCCGCCUCCGUAUUCAUCUGCGUCACUACGUGCAGCAUCGAGAUACGCGCACUCUUCGCAAGCAGGCUGAACGAAUUCAUCGCCAACUUCAUCGCCACGCGGAGGAAGAAAAAGAGAAUGUGACAGAGGAAACUUCUGAACCAAAGGUUAAAGAAGAAAAAAUAGAGGCGAACGCUGAGAAAAACUGUGAAAAGAUGGAAAAUGGUACUGACACAAUGAAUGCUUCAGGUAAUGAAGAGAAACUUUGGGCAGAUGUAGAUAAAGAUAUCGGAGAGUUGUUACGUGAAGUAGCUCCUAAAGGGAAUGAAGCAAGUGAUGAUGAGGAGGAUCUCGGAAGAUAUGACAAAUUUCGUAAAAGCGAUAAGACUAAGCCCGGCGAUGAAGAGAAGAAAUCGAAAGUUGAAGUGGCGAAUGAAGAAAAAGUAACUAUUGAAGCAAAUUCUUCUGCUUAA
Molecule: messenger RNA, 2475 nt
Organism: Leptosia nina
Lineage: Eukaryota; Metazoa; Arthropoda; Insecta; Lepidoptera; Pieridae
Source: the annotation of a GenBank genome assembly